GAAGGAAUACUGAGGGUGGAGUAAUAGAAGUAGAAAGGAAAGAGAGUUGUACAGAGGGCAAAAGACGCAGAAGCAAAAGCUCUGUGUUUCUCUUCGAGCUCCUAUAAUAGGAAAAAAGAGAUUUGUGUGUUGUGUUAUCAUUGUGGGACGAGGGCGGCACGAUACGAACUAUUCAUACGACGAUGACGAUGACGAUGACGAUGACGAUGACGAUAACGAUAAUGUCUCGGCCGUUGGCGUCGAUUAACACGCUUUGCCUUUUUCGUACUACGUAGAAAAACAAGGAACGUCUAUCCAAAGAAAAAGUGGGAAGGAAGAUAUCAACAGCAACAGAAAGAAAGAAUAAAAGGAAGAAAUCAUCAGGUUUUCAUUCAUUCGAAUUCCUUCUUGAAAGGGAAAUAUAAGCCGUUAAUAUUUUCUUACGUUUUUCUUUAACAACAUUCGAUUCUAUCUUAUUGCAUAAAAGUGUUGUUUUCCUAAGAAUAUUGAAUAGGGAGAAGGGAAAUAGAGAUCGAUGUGUGUAGUAAGAAGUGAGAAAUGAAAAAAUAGAUCAUAAUCGUCGAUACGUGGUUGGUUUCUCAUCCCAGGGUUUCUAAUCAAAAACGACGACGACGACAGGGUCAUUUUUAGAGAGAUCCUUUGGAGUUCGAGGAAAUCUGAUUCUGGAGCUACUUCCAUCGCGGAAAUCCGCUAGAGUCUCCGUGAUUGAUCAAGAGGAAAAAGGAAUAGGAAAAAAGAGUAUCAAAGGUGGUGGAGGAGGAGGAGGAAGAGAAAAAGGGGGAAGGGGAGAAGCGAGGAAGGAAGAUUUUUUCUUGGUGUCGGAUAGUUGGAAUCGUCAAGCCGUGGAGCCGCAUCAUAGCAGCAAGGCACGACGCGAGCCGACCACUCGAGCAGCCGUGCGUCAGGAUGUUCCUUGUGCCAUUGAGAGGACCCAUCCGGUAGCUCCGUUGCCGGCUCUUGUCGCGAUCUUCAGGCCUUGGAGGAGGAAGAAUCGUGUAGGACAACAUUCAAAGGAACGAUCGGGGAGGAAAAUGUCGGUCAGGGUCAGCGGAGUUUAUUUGGUGCCUGCUUCGGCCACCAACACCACCAUCAGUAGCGAGGCGAAUAACGAGAGGAGUAACAAUAAUCUCGUUCCUUUGCACGAAAGCAAUCUUCAACAGCAAGCCCAGCAACAACAGCAACAUCAUCAUCACCAUCAUCAUCAGCAACAACAGCAACAACAUAAACAACAGUACUAUGCUACUAAGACAGUCACCAUCGCCACUGCACCGCAACGGAGCAAUAGCCUCGAUUAUUUAAACUUCGAAGAGAAACGACAAAUCAUCGCGUCCUCUUUGUCCCUAAGUGAUUUUCUGGCUCAUGGGCCUGCCGCUGCAGCGGCAGCCGCGGCCAAGGAAGUUGCAGCGAAUACCGUCAUUGCUAAGAAACAAAAUGGCGCUGCCCUUCGAACGAACAGCUUGGGCUCUGGCGCGAGAACGCCUCCUCUUGAAAGGAAAAGCAAAUUUUCAGCCCUUGGUAGACUUUUUAAACCUUGGAAAUGGAAGCGGAAAAAGAAAUCGGACAAAUUUGAGGCCGCUUCUUUAUCCCUUGAAAGAAAAAUCUCUGUACGUGCUAGUAGAGACGAAUUGGUACAAAAGGGAAUCUUAUUACCAGUUAUAAGAUCGACAUCGUUUCCGGAAAAUGAAACGAUAAGUGAUUUGAUGGACAUGCAAAAACCACCGAGUCCUCAGCAAACUCCUCAGCAACAACUAUCGCAGCAACAAUCGCAACAGCAACAACAACAGCAACAGCAACUGCAACAACAACUGCAACAGCAACAACAACAGUCGCAACAGAUUCAAUCGCAGCAGCAGCAGCAACAACAGCAACAACAGCAGCAGCAACAACAACAACAACAACAACAACAACAACAACAACAACAACAGCAACAACAACAACAGCAGCAGCAGCAACAGCAACAACAACAACAGCAACAACAACAACAACAACAACAACAACAACAACAACAACAACAACAGCAGCAGCAGCAGCAGCAGCAACAAGUACAACCCGUUAACGUAGGUAACGAGACUGGAAGCACUUCUGUGCCAACAUCGACUUCAACCGGUAGCUUGCAACAAUCCCAGCAAGUAACACCGAGCACGCCGACCCCAACGACUGCCAAUCCACAUUCUAAUGGGUCGCCCAGUAAUCAUUCGUCUCCUCACCCUCCACCUCAUUAUCCAGGAAUACCUUCGUCCCAGGGAGGACAGACAAAUGGAAAUUCGCAAGAGCCGAAGAAGGAAAAAACUGAACAGAGUGCAAAUGGCGCGGUUUCGCCAAGUGGUGAGAUUCAAGUCAAUCAGGGCACAACGACGAGCGUUACGAUGCCUGUUUCAGAUACGACCACAAAUACAGGGGAUCAACAAAAGCCGCAUAGGCCAAGCACCCUCGAUGCAAGGGUUGUAGCCAGGAGACUGAUCUUGUUCGACAUGGAAAAGGCUGUUCUCGAUCAAAGCGUCGAAAAUCAACAGCAGGUGAUAGAGAGGUGUUAUCCUUUACCACCUCAAAACACUCUGAUGUUGUCAGAACUUCCGGAACCACCAAUUCCCUUAAGCGAGAUCGGACCGAUUCCACCACCGCCUAUGUUCAGCUCGCCGAGUCCCACAUUGGUAACGAGGCAGCGACAACAGCAAAUCCCUUUAUCGGAUUGCGAGGACGAAGAUGACGAAGACAUCGACGUGGAAGAGGAAGACGAUAAUCUUUACGUCUUUAGGGUGUCUCAACCAGAUCCAGCGAUCGAUACAUCUAGGAUCGAAGAAAUACCAGCGAAAGAGCCUAAGUUCCAUGCAAUACCAUUGAAAAGUGCACUGAAGAAAAAGGGAUCUAGUAGUGGCCCUGGAACACCGCAAAAUACACCGACGCAGGAAAACAGGCCAUUGACUCUUCGCCAAGAGCUCCAUGCUUCAUUCAAAAGGCCACCGUUGAGGCCUAGGAUGAGAAUAUGCAGUCGACCAGUCAGAUUCGGACUUGCUCUGCCGUGUACGUUGGAAAAUAAGGAGAAUGCGAGGCCUUACGUUAUUCGAGAAGACGUUGAUGGUGAUGGCAGUGACGGACAAGUUCUUUAUAGGGAUGAGUAUGAUGAUGAAAAAACUCGACUGGCAGCUAAAAUCGCACGCAAAGAAUCACUUUCGUUGAAACUAGCCCUCAGGCCUGAUAGGCAGGAGCUCAUCAAUAGAAAUAUUCUUCAGUUACAAACAGACAAUGAAAGGCAAGAAACGAAGGAGGCUAUUGGUGCUCGGCUUAUCAGGCGACUGAGUAUGCGUCCUACUCAAGAGGAAUUAGAGGAAAGAAAUAUUUUAAAAAAACAAAGUCCUGCCGAGGAGAAGAAGCAAAAGGAAGAGAAAAAACGAUAUCUUUUAAGAAAACUUAGCUUUCGACCAACCGUCGAAGAACUUAAGGAAAAGAAGAUCAUCAGAUUCAACGAUUACAUCGAAGUUACGCAAGCUCACGACUACGAUAGGAGAGCCGAUAAGCCAUGGACGCGAUUGACUCCAAAAGAUAAAGCAGCAAUUAGGAAGGAAUUGAAUGAAUUCAAGAGUUCCGAGAUGGCUGUACACGAAGACAGUCGACACCUUACAAGAUUCCAUAGACCAUGACAAUUGCAAUGUGUAGAGGUGAUGCAGUGUGGUGCAGGUGUAGUAAGUGAAGGUGCAGUGUGGUGGCCACGUGUUGAAGCUGGAUAAAUCGAGUUUGCGUCUGGGUUGCGUAAUUAAAUAACGGAAUACGUCAUAAUCUACCAGUGAUUGAAGAUGAUGAAAAAUGAAGAAAAAUACUUUGACGUUGCUAAAUCGUGUCGCCGGUUAUUAUGCGUUCAUUCGCCCAUCGUUUAUCUAUUAUUCGCAACAACCAUCGUCGUCGUCGUCAUCAUUGUUAUCUUCAUAUGCAAAUCAUUAUUGUUCUCAUCAUCCGGCGAUCCAUGAUUCGCAAUGUCAACUAUGCUUUGUUUAGCGUUCUCGCAACGCUAUGAAGAUUGUGAUAGGGUGGUUUGCCUAAUUUAAAGAAAAUAAAUCUUGGGGGAUCACUCGCCGAAAUACUACAUUUUUUCUUAAGGAACGUUCGCAUCUACACAUAUUAUUUUAUAUUUUUUUAGACUUUUAUUUUAUUUUUUUUAAGUAUGUCUUCUUUCCCUUGUUCUUAUGCUCUUCUACCUUCUCUCGUUAAUUUCGCAAUUGUAUAAUUCAUUUUCAAAACGUUUUUAAUCACGAAUUUUUAAUGGAACGUAAUUGUUUUAUAAUUUUUCAUUAGACGAUGUAAUAUUUUAAACGAUGACGAACACGAAAUUUUAAGAGUACGUCAUUAUAUAUAUAUAAAAUGUUAAAGCACGUAGGCGAAAGAUAAUUAAGUAGUUAUGAAAAUUUUUCAUUACACGAACGUUACACGAACGUAUAUGCGAACGAAUCCUUACACAUAUACAAGAAAAAAAAAUUAUCUAUGUCAAUCAAUUUGGCUCCUUUAUGUCACCUGGCAUCGCCAUCCACAUAAUAGUUUAAUUCUAUCGAAUUUAGUUACUUUCCUUAAAAGAAUUAAUCUUUUCAUCUUCAUAGUCUUUCAAUCUUUCUAUUCUUUGACAAAAUAUUUUUAUUUCUCCAUUGAUCUAUUAAUUAUGCGCUAUUUUCUUUUUUACAUAAUAUAAAUAAAUAUAACAAAAAUAAAUAAAUAAAUAAACAGAUAUCGUUCAUAUUUCAAGAAACUAUGACAAUCGAUAAGAAUAUUCGAUCGACGAAGAAAAAAAGAAAACAAACAGAAAAAAACACAAUUAAGAAAGAAAAAACACCUUUCCUUUACUGCCAGGUAUCAUUUUUCUCAUAGAGCUUGAAGACCAAACGCUUACGACUAAAUAUAAAUAAUGUUCUCUGUUUAAACGAUGCAUAUUGUGCAAUUCUACUUUGUAUAGGAAUAUACAUAUGUACGUUAGUGAUUUAUUAUUAUUAUUA
Vespa mandarinia (Asian giant hornet) is the source of this 4976-nucleotide messenger RNA. RefSeq lists its product as uncharacterized. The record is from RefSeq and is a predicted model, not a curated record. Gene Ontology annotation, molecular function: actin binding. Gene Ontology annotation, biological process: actin cytoskeleton organization. Lineage: Eukaryota; Metazoa; Arthropoda; Insecta; Hymenoptera; Vespidae.